This is a messenger RNA of Dromiciops gliroides (monito del monte), 2853 nucleotides long. It is a transcript of the gene C2H20orf96, whose product is annotated as chromosome 2 C20orf96 homolog. The record is from RefSeq and is a predicted model, not a curated record. Bases 313 to 1431 code for a protein of 372 amino acids. NCBI's taxonomy places the organism in Eukaryota, Metazoa, Chordata, Mammalia, Microbiotheria, Microbiotheriidae. The transcript is spliced from 10 exons.
UAACCACAGUUCCACCCAGGGCUAGAGCGCACGGGCUAAGCCUCUUUCCCAUCCCCAGCCCCGCGUUCACGUUUAUAUUCCAAGGCCGAGCGCUUUCCAGAAGGGAUGAGGAGGGGGGAAGGGCGAGUUCCCACGGCCUUGCCCCUUCUCCCCCAAUCCCCUCUCCCCUCAGCCACACGGUGGCGCGCAUUCUCUUCGCCAAGGGUUCGAAUCCUGGGUCCGCGCCACGAGCCUGAAACUCCCGUGUUUGCCUGGGAAGCCGCAGUCAUUUUUUGAGACUUGUCUGCUGCAUGUGGCAGCUGAUCGUCUCAUAUGAGUUCGCUUGCUCUUUUCAGAAAGGAAGUUCACGUCAUCCCCAGGAUCCCCAGAUACCAGCCCCCGAAUUAUGGUCGAUGGCAGCAGUCAAAGAGGCCCAGGUUGAACCUGCCUCAGAUUAAAGACAAAGUUACUUCAGGAAAGUGGGUGUCAAAGUGGAAGACCAGUUCCAGAUCUUCCAGAUCAGAUUUUACCAGGACAAAAUCCACAACAAGAUCAGUGUCUGCCACCAGCAUGGGGAAGAACCAGUCACAGAAGACAAUUGAGAAUGAGAAUGAGCCAGAGAAAAUCCAAACCAACGUCCGAAUACUCAGAGCAAUGCUUAAGUUCAGGAAGGCCUCACUAGAUGAACUUGGAAAGCAAGUUGCCUCCCUUACUCUCAGCAACCAGGAGCUGGCAAAAAAGAUCCAGGACAUAGAAGCCGUCACUGCAGAGAAAGUGCGGAGGCUUCUGCAGCAGCAAGACAUGUUUGGGACUCUCAUUGGCACUCUGGAGUAUGCAAACCAUAAGCAAAUGCAAGACAUGAAGAACAAGCUAGAGAAGUGGGAAGUACAGGCAAAGGCCAAAGUGAACGAACUGCAGAAGCAGCUGACAAAGGUGAAAGCAAAGAUUCAUAAGGCCCAAGAGGAGCUUAAUUUCCUGAACACCUACAUGGAUCACGAGUACCCGAUUAAGUCUGUGCAGAUUGCCAACCUCUUGCGCCAGAUCCAGGAUGUGAAAGAUAGCAAUCAGGAUGAACUAGAGGAGCUGGAGGAAGUUCGCAAGGAUGUGCUUCAGACGUUGUCCAAGAAGCUGAUGGUGAAGGCAGAGAAGGUCUUGUAUGUCAUGGCCAAGAGCACCAUCCUUCCCUAUCAAGCUGCUCUGAUGAGGAAGACCCUAAGCAACCAGCGACUGUUGAAGCAGAUGGUUCAGUUCAGAGUGCACAUUGACCAUAUGAAGAGGCAACUUCCCAAGCUGAAGGCCCAGGUGGAUGAUCUCCGGAUGCAGAGAAAGGACUCGAGGGAGGUGGUCUUUGCCAAUGUCCUGCUUCGGAAACCCAAGUGCAGGUAUUUGGUCUUCCCAUUACAUGUGCUGCUGAAAGGAAGGACCUGCCUUGAGUUCAGGAUCUGCACCUGACUCUCAUUGUGGCUUAUUGGUCAUUUCCUUCACUUGCUUAGUGGUAAAUGUUCCUCCCUGGCUUUGGCCACUAGGUGGCCACAAACACCUGAUCCUAUAAGGAAGAGUCUGCAGUUGUAGGAUGAGAGGAGGGAGACCUUUUGAACCAGCACCUAACCUGAAGAAUUGAAGCGUUGGAAUGGAUCCCCAGUCCCCACAAUACCACAUCUGACAAGUGGUCAUCCUGCCUUUACUUGAAGACCUUUGGUGAGGGGAAUCCACUAGCUCCUGAGGCAACCUGUUCUCAUUUUGAAUAGCUCUAACUUCUUAGGAAGUUUUUUUUUUCUUUAUCCUGUAUCAGAGUAAUUUGGUAUGGAACUUGAAACUUGUUGGUAGAGGCAAAUGACUUGCCUUGUGUGAGGAGUGGGACAGAGUUGGCCAAGAGUCAAGACAGCUUCAGUUCUCAGCCAGUCAGUCCCCUUUACUUUUUAAGCAUCUGGCUUCCUCAAAUGUCCUUAGUGACUCUUCAGACUUCAAGUCUUCAUUGGGAUUCUUCAAGUGUUAAUUCACUGUGGGCACUUUUGGCUUGAAGCUUCGUGAGGGAAGAUGGAAGAGGCCCACCCCACUUCAGGUUGCUGAAGGAAAAGACUCUUGGAAGACAUGACAGGAGCUAGCAGUCUCCAUCAUGUAUCUCCAGCUUGCUAUGCUCGAAACUGCUGGCUAAUCAUUCUUCUGAAUGAAACCCUUAAAAUGUUUAAAGACAGCUAACACAUCUCUUUCCAGGCUAAGCACCCUCAGUUCCUUCAACCAAUCUUUGUAUGGCAUAUUUCCCAUUGCUCUCCUCUGUACAUAUUCCAAUUUAUCUGUGUUUUUCUUGAAAAUGUGAUGCACACAAAACUCUAGAUAUGUUCUCAUCAAUAGUCUCACUCCAUAUAGCCCAAGAGAGCAUUUUAGCUUUCUUUGAAAGUUGGAGAAUUCCACUUGCUCCAUUUGGCCCCAGAGGGCAAAACCAGGAUCGGUGAAUGAAAGUUGCAAACAGGCAGUUUUAGGCUUGUUAUUAAGAAAACCUCCCCAACGAUUAGCACUGUGCAAAAGUGGAAAUGAUUGCCUGAAGAGGUGGCUGUUUCCUGUUCUUUGAAAGUGCUCAAGCAGUGGGCAGAUAACCAUUUGUCAGGUUUGCUACACUGAGAAUUCUAUGCCCGUAUAGGGUGGAUUUUCAGGCUAUUGAGGUCUUUUCCAGCUCCCAGACUCUGAUUCUGUGAGCUUGAAAUUGGCUAACAUCCCCAGCCCUUUUUCACAAUGAUUGCAUUCUAAUCACACAUAUUGUAUUAUUGAAACUGAUUUUUAGGACUCAAAGUAUAGCCUUCUACAGUUAUCCUCUAUUAAACUUUGUCUUCUAUAAUCCAUGUGUGGGAGUGACUUCCUUGUCUCCCUUCCUCUCCA